Messenger RNA from Rattus rattus (black rat), 2732 nucleotides. RefSeq names its product flotillin 2 (gene Flot2). The coding region runs from base 119 to 1489 and encodes 456 amino acids. The record is from RefSeq and is a predicted model, not a curated record. Gene Ontology annotation, cellular component: plasma membrane. NCBI's taxonomy places the organism in Eukaryota, Metazoa, Chordata, Mammalia, Rodentia, Muridae. The transcript is spliced from 12 exons. Gene Ontology annotation, biological process: regulation of myoblast differentiation; protein localization to plasma membrane.
GGCGCAGGCGGGCGGGGCUGGGGGAGGCGGGAUAGGCUGGGCGCGGCCGGUGCUGCGGACCCGCCACAGCCCUCCAGGUCGCUGCGGACCCGAGGCCUGCUUGCCUGCCAACGGCACCAUGGGCAAUUGCCACACGGUGGGCCCCAACGAGGCACUGGUGGUCUCAGGGGGCUGUUGUGGUUCUGACUACAAGCAGUAUGUGUUUGGCGGCUGGGCUUGGGCCUGGUGGUGCAUCUCGGACACUCAGAGCCUUAGACUGAGCCGGCUUGGGUGGGUGGAAAUAUUGAGAGCACCAUCCCGUGCCCCGAUAUAUCAGGCAUCAGUGCGUAUCUGGAUUUCCCUAGAGAUUAUGACGUUGCAGCCCCGCUGUGAGGACGUAGAGACGGCCGAGGGGGUAGCUUUAACUGUGACGGGUGUCGCCCAGGUGAAGAUCAUGACGGAGAAGGAGCUCCUGGCUGUAGCCUGUGAACAGUUCCUGGGCAAGAACGUGCAGGACAUUAAGAACGUUGUAUUGCAGACCCUGGAGGGGCAUCUACGCUCCAUCCUUGGGACUCUGACUGUGGAGCAGAUUUAUCAGGACCGAGACCAGUUUGCCAAGCUGGUGCGGGAAGUGGCAGCCCCUGAUGUUGGCCGUAUGGGCAUCGAGAUCCUCAGCUUCACCAUCAAGGAUGUCUAUGACAAAGUAGACUAUCUGAGCUCCCUGGGGAAGACACAGACUGCCGUGGUGCAGAGAGAUGCAGACAUCGGUGUGGCAGAGGCAGAGCGGGACGCAGGCAUCCGGGAAGCCGAGUGCAAGAAGGAAAUGCUAGAUGUGAAGUUCAUGGCAGACACCAAGAUUGCUGACUCCAAGAGAGCCUUUGAGCUGCAAAAGUCAGCCUUCAGUGAGGAGGUCAACAUCAAGACAGCUGAGGCCCAGUUGGCGUAUGAGCUACAAGGGGCCAGAGAGCAACAGAAGAUCCGGCAGGAAGAGAUUGAGAUUGAGGUAGUACAGCGCAAGAAGCAGAUCGCCGUGGAGGCGCAGGAGAUCCUCCGCACAGACAAGGAGCUCAUCGCCACAGUGCGCCGCCCUGCAGAGGCAGAGGCCCACCGCAUCCAGCAGAUUGCCGAAGGCGAAAAGGUGAAGCAAGUCCUCUUGGCACAAGCAGAAGCUGAGAAGAUUCGCAAAAUCGGGGAGGCAGAGGCAGCAGUCAUUGAGGCCAUGGGCAAGGCAGAGGCUGAGCGGAUGAAGCUUAAAGCGGAGGCCUACCAGAAGUAUGGGGAUGCAGCCAAGAUGGCCUUGGUGCUGGAGGCCCUGCCCCAGAUUGCUGCCAAGAUCUCCGCACCCCUGACUAAAGUCGAUGAGAUUGUGGUUCUCAGUGGGGACAACAGCAAGGUGACAUCAGAAGUAAACCGGCUGCUAGCAGAACUGCCUGCCUCUGUUCAUGCCCUCACUGGUGUGGACCUCUCAAAGAUACCACUGAUCAAGAAUGCCACUGGUGCGCAGAUGUGAGGCUCCUGACACUCGGCCUCCAGCAGCUGCCUGCCCUUCCAGGCCUGUUUUCAAGUCACGGGGACAACGAGAGCAUUACUGACUCUGGUGCCUUAUUUCGUAGGGACCAGAAGUGCUGCGAGUUCAGGCCAUCUCUGGCUAUCUUCCCUUCUCUCCUGUCUGCCGUCUCUUUUUUUUCCACACCUUCACAUUAACUGCCACAUACAUCCAUCUAGCCUGUCUCCUCAUCCGCCAUAUGUGCCUCUUCCUCUGGCUCUGUUUUUCUCCCUUCUCCCAACUUCACACACAUCAUCUACUUUAACUGAAGUUGAACUUGUUUAUGAUAAUCACUAUCUGUCUGUCUGUCUGUCUGUCUGUCUGUCUGUCUGUGAGGAGUGGCCCCGAUGCUUCUCAAAAUUCUGGUGCCUUCAAGUUCUACAUGUAUCUGUCUGUCCUCGCUGGCCCUGGCAGAGCCCAGCAUGGGUACAAGGGUUCUGCGUAGGACACCCACUCUCCUCUCUCCUGGUCUGAAUCUCCAAGCGCUAAAUGCUGUUCCAGGAAGCCCACAUCCCACACAGUCUUGCCCUUUGAGGCCUAAGUGGCCAUGGCCUAUUGGCCGUAGCAUAAUGCCCUUCCCACACCGAGGCCCGGGCCUGCUGUCAUACCUGCCCCUGUCCCCUGCACCAUAGAGGCACAGAAGCACGGCCUCCUGUCUAUAGCAGCUUCCUCAGUGUACUACUGCCUUAGGAGGCCCUGCUUGUGCUCAGGGACAUCCCUUCCGUUGGCUUGUCCUUGAUUGGUGGGUGGGUCUUAGUCUGAUUCCACUAAGUCUUUCUGGGGUCACUAUCUAGCUCUGUUGGGGACAGGUAAAGUUUAUAGGCCUUCUUCCUGCUAGUGAAUGGGGCUCUCCCAGGGGGCAAGGCUGUGCCAACCGUAAGAGAAUCAAGUGCUGAAGACUGGCCAAACCUCACUCCCUCUAUGCCAUUUUCUUCUUGGUCAGCAUAAUGGGGUUCUAGCCAUGGGAAGCAGCUAAGUGUUCUGUACCUUUGCACCUGCACCACUGGUGGCAGAAGAACCCAGUGCCCAGGUGUCCUAGUAAGGGUGCAAGGGUGUCUGUCCCAUGGGCCCAGUCCCCAGCCCUGGCCUGCCCCGGCCUGUGUAGCUGUGCUGCAUGUGAAUGCUGCAUGUCUGGUCUGGGGUUUGGAUAUUGCACUGCCCCACUGCCUGUCCCCGCUGGUGACAAUAAAGAUCUCUUAUAGCCACA